Manduca sexta (tobacco hornworm) is the source of this 2313-nucleotide messenger RNA. Its product is annotated as esterase E4-like. The coding region runs from base 170 to 2230 and encodes 686 amino acids. Lineage: Eukaryota; Metazoa; Arthropoda; Insecta; Lepidoptera; Sphingidae. The transcript has 4 exons. The record is from RefSeq and is a predicted model, not a curated record.
AAGGAUGAUACAUUUAAUAUUCAUGCGAUGGUUUUUGUUUGCGAUUAUUCGAGAUCGUUCACUUAUCAAAAUAGAUGGACAGUCGGGCCAGUGCUUCGCAGCUUUCUAUAUCGACGCUCGCGUUUCUAUGGGAGCUUCUUGGAAUGCGCAGCAGAAAGAAUUUUGAAACAUGCGGUGGAAAACAGUCAUCUGGUGGACCGUCACAUUGGGCAUAACUAGUGCCGUCCACCACACCAUAGACGACGACUUGUUUGACCCCAGCCACCACAUAACAGAAGUUAAUCAACAAACACUAGCCCCAAAUCCUGAAGAACCCUCGAAGGAAAUUACUUCAGCGGAGUCCACCACGAACUCAAUUACAACAGAGAGUGUGCUAACAACUGACCCACUGACGACCACCGAGACUACCACAAUUAAAGCAGAGGAAAACACAAUUAUUACAACAGUUACAACAGAAGCUACCACCAUAUCAAGUAAUGUUGACAAAACCACGGUCGAGCCUACAACAUCCGAUGAAAACGAUGGCGACAUGAUAACUCUUAUCCCCGGGAUCCCACCAGAUGUGAACUUACCUGUACAAGUAGGCAGAUCUAGUGAAAUUGAUGAAGAAACGGGACAUCCAGGAUUGGAUCCUAGCGAAACGGAGGAGUACGUAGUCCUCACUACAAGAGGACCUGUUCAGGGAUUCCCGUGGUUUACGAAUCCAGGCAUAAUCGCAUACAUAGAUAUUCCUUAUGGAUCGUUUCAAAGAUUCCAGGAACCGACGCCACCGAGCUCUUGGGAACAAAUUCAUCAAGUCAAAGAACACAACAAAAGUUGUCCUCAGCUACAAAGAAACAAUUAUGUCGGUGAUUUAGACUGUUUAACCUUGAGCAUCUUCACACCCUCGGAAGUUGUCAAUGCAAGCGUUCUUUUCCACAUCCACGAAAGUAACUUUGAACGUGGCAGUGGUGACCCCCUAAUCUAUGGCCCAGAUUAUUUUGUCUCCAAGGAUGUCAUCCUUGUGCUGCCCAACUACAGACUAGGGCCUUUAGGAUUUUUAUGUUUGAGUAACGCGACAGCUCCAGGAAACGCGGCGCUUAAGGAUCUGACCCUCGCACUAAAGUGGGUAAGAGAAAACAUUAGAUCGUUUGGUGGAGAUCCAUAUAAUGUGGUUGUUAGCGGCGACGGAACCUCGGGAGCUUUGGCUGGGUACCUGGCUCUAUCAACAGAAUCGAAUGUCUACUUUAGUAAGGUUAUCUCUGAAAGUGGAUCCGUCCUCUCUCCCUGGGCUUUGGAUAGAAAUGCUUUAGCUACUGCGAACGUUCUACUUGACAAUAUAAGAGAAAUUUCCAUGCCUAACAUUACCAUCGAAAUUGCAGACGUCAGACUCAUAAUGCUGGCUUCGAAAAACAUAAACUUCGCUCCCUGCAUCGAGCAAAAUAACCAUCCAUUUUUGUCGGACUCACCUUGGUCGAUAUUACAUAACAGCAUUGUCAAUAUAACAUUUAUGAUAGGGUCGGCAAGCCAUGCUGGCGCAGUAGUCGUUGCAACAAUAAAUGAAACGUUGGUUGAAGAAAUUAAUGGCAAUUUUGGAAAUUUUCUGCCGAAUGACCUUCGCUUCGUCAACCGUGACUCCAGGACUACCGUGGGAAAUGCAGUCAAGAGUCAAUAUUUCGGCAACGAAACCAUAACUUUAAGUCAUGUAGAAGAAAUGGCUCUAUAUUUUACUGACUCCGAUUACUUGGGACCUGCUGUGCGGACAGCAAGGGCUCUGGUACAAGCUGGUGCCACGGUGUUCUUCUACGAGUUCGGAUUUGUUGGGGAACUGAACAGAGUGUUGGACUCCAUCAACAGACCACUGAAUGGCACUGUGCGCGGAGAUAUUGUGGGCUACCUGUUUAGCCAGGAUGGACUGAGAGCAAAUGAAGGCACCGCGGACAGGAAAAUUAUAGACUUGUUAAUUAAUUUGUGGAUUAACUUUAUAGAAAGCGGAAACCCAUCCACGGAGAACAUAACCUGGACUGAAAUGAAUUCCACGUCGGUGUCAGCCGAAUGGUGGCUGUCGAUCGGAGAGGAGGUGGCGAUGCGCAGACCUCUCCACGAGGACCGUCUGCAGCUGUGGACUGCUAUCUACGCGGAACAUUUCAUAGAACAUAACGCCGCGCAGCAGAACCUGCCGAUCAUCCUUGCCGUUCUCUUUCCUCUCAUAUCUUGGGUUGGAUUUUGGAAACCGUUUCUUAAGAAUUGAGCAAAUUGUUAAAGGAAUAUGAAAUAUUACUAAGCCAUGUAUUUUAGUUUGUUAUUUAUAUAUAAAAAGGCAUUGGAAAAUUA